Molecule: messenger RNA, 2293 nt
Organism: Myodes glareolus (Bank vole)
Lineage: Eukaryota; Metazoa; Chordata; Mammalia; Rodentia; Cricetidae
Source: RefSeq, a predicted model, not a curated record
AUGGCUUCCAGUCCCUGCCCGCCUUCCCCGCUACUCGUGCGCCUGCCUGAGUCCAUCUCCUGGGCCCACAGGAAACUAGAGAUAUACUUCCAGAGCCGGGCCUCGGAAGGCGGGGAGUGCAGUGUCCUGCCCGUGGGCCCCAGCGCCCCCAACACCUUCCAGGUGAACUUCCUAGAAAGGGCAGCUAAGGAGAAAGUACUGAAAAAGAGAGAGCACCAGAUGGUGGUUGAAGGCAAACCUGUGACCAUUUUCCUGGAAACCACGAAAAAGCCAGUGGAGGACCCAAGCUCCAGUCCUCCAUCUGUGACACAGCCAGCUGAGGCUCCAAGAUCCAGACCUCCAUCUGUGACGCAGCCAGCUGAGGCUGCAAGUUCUAGUCCUCCAUCUGUGACCCAGGCUCUGGAUGAAGCACUGUCUGAUGAAGGUUCUGUUUAUAAUUCUGAUGACUCUAUUGUCCAGGAGUUAGAGGACCCUCAGAGAGCAAUGGAACUCAGACAGGAGUUGAAUCGCUGCUUCCCAAAGCUCCUAAUAAAGGGACAGGGAAGAAAGCUAACUCUCCUCGGGUCUCAAGCUGACAUUUCAGCUGCCACAGAAAAAGUCUCCCAAACUUCCUUCAAGACUCCUGUGGAAAUAAUGUCCUCUGGUUACAUGACAGGGAUUCAGGUUGAUUCGACUCACUUCAACCUUCUAAAACCAGCAUUGCUCCAGGAAAUCUCAGAGAUAGAGCAGAAGUAUAACACUUGUGUAAAUAUCCAGGAGAAAACCCAGAAAACCUGCAUUCUAUUUGAACCCAAGGAUAAGGAGGUCGACCUGUCCGUGCACUCUUAUGCCAGUUUCACUGAUGCAUUCCAACAUGCCAUGUGUCAGCUAACGACAGAAGUCCUGCCGCUGAAACAUUUGGGCAAGGGGAGAGCUCACUUACACAAGACCAAGUUUGUCGAUGACUUAAAGGAAAAGCACCCAAAUGUACACUUCGAGAUAUCUAAAGAGUCAAUGACUUUGAUGGGUUUGCCAAAUCAGCUUGCACAGGCAAAACAGUAUCUGUUCAAAAGAAUGGAACUGUCCCUACCGUCUGCAGAGAGCUUAAAUGUGGAUCACGAGACACCCAUGGAUAUUGACAGGAAUGAUGCAAAUGCAGCUUCACCUCCUCUCAGAGGCUCUGCUAACAGCUCUGGGGCCUUGAAGGCAAAUGACAAUGAAGAUUCCUGUGCCAUCUGCAUGGAUACCAUUAGCAACAAGCAUGUGCUCCCUAAGUGCAAGCACGAAUUCUGCUCCCCUUGUAUCACCAAGGCCUUGUCAUUCAAGCCUGUCUGUCCUCUGUGUCAGACGUCCUAUGGUAUCCAGAAAGGGAACCAGCCAAAUGGAACCAUGACUGUCACCACUUCACGUCAGUCACUUCCGGGUUAUGCAGACUGUGGCACAAUUGUGAUUCAAUACAUAAUGCAAAGUGGCAUCCAAACAGAUGAGCAUCCAAACCCAGGAAAGCCCUACUAUGGAACACAACGAAUUGCAUACUUGCCUGAUAAUAAGGAGGGAAGAAAGGUCUUGGGUCUGCUCAGAGAAGCCUUUAACAACAAGCUGAUUUUCACAAUAGGGUACUCUCGAGUAUCAGGAGCCUCCGAUGUCAUUACAUGGAAUGACAUCCAUCACAAAACAUCCACGUUUGGAGGACCAGAAAAUUUUGGCUACCCUGAUCCUCAUUACCUGACACGUGUCAAGGAGGAGCUGAAAGCAAAAGGAAUUGAGUAAGGAAAGCACUGGGAAGACGUCUAUCCACGUUCAAAAGAAGUGUGUUAGGAGGCCGCAGUAGGACAGGCCUCAAUCUUUUUGUAGAAAAAACUUACAGCAUUUUUGAUGUUAAGUAGAUGUAGUUUCUAUAAAAGUAGAAGUCUGCUUGCCAGUGAUUUCUAGAGUGUUUCUCUUUCUUGUAACGCAAAAUAUGAAGGGCAUGUGCUGGGGAAGUCAUCCAUAAUGUGUGAAGACAUGAGCUCAGAUCUGCAACAUCCAUGUAAGAGUUGGUGUGAUGGCAUAGACUUGUAAGCUUAGCCCUGGGGAGUGGAGAUGGAAGGAUUCCUGGAGCUCACUGGCUAGUUAGUCUAGCUGAAACCAAAACCAUGGGCUCCAGGUUCACUGAGAGACCUUGUCUCAAGAAAUCAGGUGCAUCUGGGCAAUGUGGCACAUGCCUUUAAUUCCAUGAAUUGGGAGGCAGUAGCAGGCCAUCCCAGGCCGGCCUGGUAUACAUAGCCCAAGUUCCAGGACAGCCAGGGCUACAUAGUGAGACCAUGGCCAAAAA